AGAGGAGCAUUAGCCUGCAGAGCAGCACCAUGUCUUGCGGACCAGUAUGCACCAACUUGGGUCUCAAGCCUGGCCAGCGCCUCACUGUCAAAGGGAAAAUUGCACCAAGUGCCAAGAGCUUUGUGAUGAAUCUGGGGAAGGAUGCUUCACAUGUCGGGCUUCACUUCAACCCCCGUUUUGAUGCUCAUGGUGAUGUGAACACCAUUGUGUGCAACUCAAAGAAGGUGGAAGAGUGGGGUGCAGAGCACAGGGAGACUGUGUUCCCUUUCCAGAAGGGGGGUGCAGUGGAGGUCACUUUCGCUGUUAACCAAAAUGAUCUGACGGUCCACCUACCAGGCCACCAGUUCACGUUCCCUAACCGGCUUGGUCUCUCUGUCUUUGACUACUUUGAUACACAAGGCGACUUCACGCUCCAGUCCAUCAGCUGGGAAUAAUUCCUCUGACAACUCCAUCUCAAA
Messenger RNA from Leptosomus discolor (cuckoo roller), 458 nucleotides. RefSeq names its product galectin 1 (gene LGALS1). Lineage: Eukaryota; Metazoa; Chordata; Aves; Leptosomiformes; Leptosomidae. Gene Ontology annotation, molecular function: lactose binding; laminin binding. The record is from RefSeq and is a predicted model, not a curated record.